Molecule: messenger RNA, 954 nt
Organism: Mesorhabditis belari
Lineage: Eukaryota; Metazoa; Nematoda; Chromadorea; Rhabditida; Rhabditidae
Source: the annotation of a GenBank genome assembly
AUGAAUGCGAUUUUACGAGCUGUUGGCUAUCGGGAAAAUGAACAUAUGGUAAACUUCACAAAAUGUUGGUCAAUGAAAUGCCCACAUCCAGGUGCUGAUGUUGAAGUGUUACAAGCGGCUUUGAGGAUUGCUGGGUUUGAGGCAGAGGUGGAUCCAAAGGAUCACUCCACCACCGAGGCAGUGGACAUGAUCGCGAAUGGGACAGCGGAUAUCACCGUUCACUCGAUCAUCCAGAAAGUCGAGCGGAUGGCAAGGGUCGACUUCACUCUACCGAUCAACUACUUUGUGUACGGAUACUUGACAAAAGAAGUGGACGAUGUCCAGGUUGAAGAUUUCAUCAUGACUUCGGUGAGCCCGUGGCUUUAUCCAUUUAUUUAUGGAUCGGCCAUCGUCUACGCUAUUCUAAUGGUGUUUAUGUCGAGAGCAAAAGUGAAGUACAUCUUUGAGAAUCUGAAUGGCGUGCUGAAUGCGGUGGAGAGGCAUGGGUGGAAUAUUAUUGUCGACAACGGUGGCUACGAUCCGACAAUGUUCUGCCGAGAAGAGUACAAGGAGUGCCGAACGAGAAUCGAGAAGCUCAGGCCACAACUGUUAUUCAUUCGGGAGCCCGCUAUGCCUCAACAAAUGUUGGCCUUUGCGAUUAGCAAAAAGAUUCCACACGUUCGCCGUUUGCUCAACAAAGCGCUCGCCGCAAUGCAAUCGAGUUAUGGGACUUUUGCGGCAAGAUAUCGUCUCCCUCUGCGUCUCUACAAUCGUUCCGAUUCUCGAAACGAGUUCUACGUUCUUUCAUUUCUCUAUAUUUGGCCACUUUUUCGAGUCAUGUUUUUGUGUUUAACGAUUUCUUUGACUGUCUUGAUUCUCGAGAAUAUUUACGCUCGACUCACGCUCAUUCGAGAGAUUUUUCAAUGCCUUUUCACAAGAAUUCAUUGCUGUCGAAUCCGGAUUGUCCAUCGGGAA